Molecule: messenger RNA, 2442 nt
Organism: Symbiodinium sp. CCMP2592
Lineage: Eukaryota; Dinophyceae; Suessiales; Symbiodiniaceae
Source: the annotation of a GenBank genome assembly
AUGUCAAGAAGAAAACCUCCGUAUGAGAGAAUCGAUCGUGAUGUUGCUCGGCGAUACGAGCUCAUUUCUCGCAUCGGGCGGGGGUGCUACGGCGUCGUGUUUGAGGUCAUGCUCCGGGAUCCCACGAAGUUCGACAAGUUCGCAAUGAAAAAGGUGCUUUACGCCUUCAACAACUCCACGGAUGCCCAGCGGACGUACAGAGAGGUCUCAUACCUCAUGGAGUUCGGCAGCCACACGAACAUUGUCUAUGUGCAUGAUGUGCUCGUCUCUGCGGAUGACAAACAUCUCUACAUUGUCACGGACUUGAUGGAGUCUGACCUGUGCAGAGCUAUCAAGUGCAACUGUUUAGGCAUCGUGCACAAGUCCCUCAUCUCUUACCAAGUGCUUCGAGCUCUGAAGUACAUCCACUCAGCGGGAGUCAUGCACCGUGACCUGAAACCCGGGAACAUCUUCCUGGACCGAAACUGCCAGGUUUUGGUGGGAGAUUUUGGCUUGGCCAGGUCCUCGCCGAUUGACCCCACCUCUGGAGAUGGAGUCAUGUUGACGGACUACAUCGGUCCACGCUGGUACCGGAGCCCAGAGCAGUUGCUCGGUGCAAGGUGCUACUUCACGGCAGUGGACAUCUGGGCUUGGGGAUGCGUCGUUGCGGAGAUGCACCUGGGGAAACCGAUCCUCAAGGGCUCCUCCACAAUCGACAUGAUGCACAACAUCGUCGAGCUUCUGGGCACUCCAUUAGAGGCAGACGUUGACGCCAUGCAAGCCCAAUAUGCGCACAUGUCACUUCAGCAGCUGCCCAUUUCUCUGCCGACCCUCGCCUUCGCGGAGAUCAUCCCGGACUGUUCGCAAGUUCUCUGCGACCUGCUGGAGCUCUGCUUCCAGUGGAAUCCGAUGAAACGGCUGACUGCAGUGGAGGCACUGCGGCAUCCGUUUCUGUCGGCAUUCCACGACCCGGAUGCAGAACCUGUCUUCGGCCAUCGGCUUGAACUUACGCUGCCAGACGGCCACAAGUUCUCGACGUCGCAGUAUCGCGAUCAGGCCGACGUGGCCGAAAGCAACUUUUUCCCGGAAGGGAAAGGGCUCUUCUUGCCCGAGUUUGCACGCGGUGGUGUAGCUGUGGGCUUGAGCCGAUGCAGCCAAAGACGGCACCACCAGCAAGCCAGGGCAAAGCGUCUGGCUUGCGUAGCUCGCUUUGCGGAUCAGGCGAAUGCCGUCCAGGGGUUUAUUGACUGGAUGGAUGCAUCAGGUAUCGUGACCUCGAACAACCUCGAGAUUUUGCCAGACCCAGAGGGAGGUCGGUGUGUGAAGAGUACGGCAGCCAUUCAGAAGGGUGAGGUACUGGUGCAACUUCCCGAAGCAUCUGCAGUAUCUGUCGACAUGUCCGAGGCUUCAGACGCACCUUCGGAGUUGGCGCCCUUGGCCGAGUGGUGGUCAGGAAAUCCUCGAAGUUCCAUUCGCCUGGCAGCGGUGCUGGUCUUCCAGCGGGAGAAGUUUGGGCCCUACAUCGACAUGCUCUAUCCCAUGGAGAACAUCUACGCCCCAUGGCUGUGGGAAGAUGAGGAUCUGAGGUUUCUUCCUGACCAACUAGCUGCAAAAGCAGCAGCCCGAAGGAGAGCAUUGGACAGUGCGUGCGCAGACCUCAAAGCCAAAGGUCUUGCGGAGGCUGUGCCGGAAGAGCUAUUUCUACGUGCUCACCACGCCGCUGCUUCGAGAGCCUUCGCCGGCGAGGAGCUGCGGCUUACAUUCGCACGGCUCGCGAGCAGCUGCUGCAACUGGUGUGACCAGUUCGUAUCUCGGUUAGUGGUUGAUACGCUUCUCUGCGUUGCAGAGCAAGCCUUGAUGCAGCAGCUGGUGUUGGAGCGGUUGGAGUUGCGGCUUCUGGAGCAGUUGUCUAGGAGCAUCCACGCAGAAUCCGAGGCGCUCAGCGAAGACUCCAAGGUCUUGUCCCUGUUGCCAAUGAUCGACCAGAUCAAUCACAAGAGCGGGGCUCCUCCCGAUUUGCAAUUCGAUCCCGCCAGCCGACGGUGGGAGCUCAGGGCUCUUCGAGCGUAUAGCGCUGGUGAAGAGAUUUGUUUCAGCUAUGGCGACAAGGACAGCGACGCAUUGCUGCUGCAGCAUGGCUUCGUGGAAGAGGACAACGGGGCCGACAAGCUGACGCUGCCUCUGCCAGCAGCCGGCUUGUACGGUUUGUCUGCGAAGGCCAAGUCAGAGUUCGAUGCGCUGGGUGUCCAGGAACUGGUGUUUGCCAGAGACGGCUCCCUGCAGGGCCUGACUGAGGUGUCGCGGCAGAACUUAGCCGAGGUGGUUGCGGCCACGCUGCGAUCUGCUGUUCCCAGCUGUUCAGCUGCCGAGGACGCAGAGGUGUCCCGGUCAGUGUCCUCGCCGGGCAUCGGUCGAGUUCUGCUGCGCCGGAUGCUUUCCACAGGGCGCAGUCUUUUUUGGUAA